UCUCCGGUUGAGGACGCAUUUGCUGGACGCCCCCGCUCCCCGGCCAGGGGGGAAGGCAAGCUGGUGGCGGCCCCCCCGCUCACCACAGCCCCAGCCGUUAUGUCGAAAGUGCGGCCGGCCGAGGACCGGCCCGGGUUUCCCUUGCCUGUGGGGCGGGGCGCCGGCUCCUCCACCGCGGGGACCAUGGCGCAGUCCGGCAAGCUGCCGCGGGAGCAGAAGUAUGACCGGCAGCUGAGGUUGUGGGGUGAUCAUGGACAAGAGGCUUUGGAAUCUGCUCAUGUCUGCCUGAUAAAUGCAACAGCAACAGGAACGGAGAUUCUUAAAAAUUUAAUCUUGCCAGGUAUUGGCUCAUACACAAUUAUUGAUGGAAAUCAAGUCAGCGGAGAAGAUGUUGGAAAUAAUUUUUUUCUUCAAAGAAGCAGUAUUGGCAAGAAUCGGGCUCAGGCAGUCAUGGAACUGUUGCAAGAGUUAAAUAGUGAUGUCUCCGGAAAUUUUGUGGAAGAGAGCCCAGAAAAACUUCUGGACAGCAAUUCUGCAUUUUUCUGUAGUUUUAACAUUGUGGUUGCAACUCAACUUUCAGAAAGUACAUUACUGCAUUUAGCUGAAAUUCUGUGGAAUGCCUGCAUCCCCUUCUUAGUCUGUAGGACGUAUGGACUAAUUGGAUAUAUGAGGAUUGUUAUAAAAGAACAUCCAGUUAUAGAAUCCCAUCCAGACAAUGCGUUAGAAGACCUAAGGCUGGAUAAGCCAUUUCCUGAGCUGAGAGAUCAUAUUCAGUCUUAUGACUUGGACUCUAUGGAAAGAAAGGACCAUAGUCACACUCCUUGGAUUGUGAUCAUAGCUAAGUAUCUUGACCAGUGGACCAGGGAGAAGAAUGGCCAGAUGCCUAAAACCUACAAGGAAAAAGAAGCCUUCAGAGAUUUGAUCAGACGAGGGAUUCUAAAAAAUGACAGUGGAAUUGCAGAAGAUGAAGAAAACUUUGAAGAGGCUAUUAAAAAUGUGAACACAGCAUUGGGUACGACUAAGAUUCCAAGCAGUAUUGAAGACAUAUUUAAUGAUGAUCAUUGCUUAACUAUUACAAAGCAGACUCCAUCCUUUUGGAUUUUAGCUCGAGCUGUGAAGGAGUUUGUGGCUAAAGAAGGUCAAGGAACUUUACCUGUUCGAGGCACAAUUCCUGAUAUGACCUCUGAUUCUGACAAAUUUAUCAAAUUGCAAAAUGUGUACCGUGAAAAGGCCAAAAAAGAUGCCAUAGCUGUGGGCAAGCAUGCUGCCAAGCUGCUUCAGGCCAUUGGCAAGGCACCAGAAUCCAUUUCACAGAAAGAAUUAAAAUUACUCUGUAGCAACUCAGCAUUUCUUCGAGUGGUGAGGUGUAGAUCACUGGCUGAGGAAUAUGGCUUAAACUCUGUUAACAAGGAUGAAAUCAUUUCCAACAUGGGUAAUCCAGAUAAUGAGAUAGUACUGUACUUGUUGCUCAGAGCUGUUGACAGAUUCCAAAAACAAUAUGGUCGAUUUCCAGGAGUGCAUAAUUAUGAAAUCGAAGAGGAUGUUGGCAAAUUGAAGUCUUGCCUCAUUGGAUUUCUCCAGGAAUAUGAGCUACCUAUCGUAGUGAAGGAUGAGUAUAUCCAUGAAUUCUGUCGCUAUGGAGCUGCUGAGCCUCAUUCCAUUGCUGCGUUCCUGGGAGGAGCUGCUGCUCAAGAGGCUAUCAAAAUAAUCACAAGACAAUUUAUCAUUUUUAAUAAUACCUAUAUUUACAGUGGAGUGACACAGACCUCAGCAACUUUCAAACUGUAGAAGAAAAACAGUAUGAAUGAAACUGAAAUGGCCUUCAGGAUGUGCUGUGUGUAAAAUACUGUUAAGGUAGCACUGCUGAACUGAAGUUUCCUUGAUGCACAUUAAAAGUUAUUUUUUUUAACCUGUA
This is a messenger RNA of Tachyglossus aculeatus (Australian echidna), 1915 nucleotides long. It is a transcript of the gene NAE1, whose product is annotated as NEDD8 activating enzyme E1 subunit 1. Bases 100 to 1788 code for a protein of 562 amino acids. The transcript is spliced from 20 exons. Gene Ontology annotation, biological process: protein ubiquitination; DNA damage response; protein neddylation. Gene Ontology annotation, cellular component: nucleus; cytoplasm. The record is from RefSeq and is a predicted model, not a curated record. Lineage: Eukaryota; Metazoa; Chordata; Mammalia; Monotremata; Tachyglossidae. Gene Ontology annotation, molecular function: NEDD8 activating enzyme activity; ubiquitin activating enzyme activity.